CUUGGGGGUCGCCGGCCUCCGCGCCCGCGGCCCCCGUGGGCCGGUCGCCCUCUCGCCCCGCUCCCCCCUCGUCAUGGCCGGAAGGGGACGUUUGAAGAAGGGGCGCACGUUUGAGUGUAGGAUACUGGAACAUCCGCCGGAGCAGGUACCCUAUUAGCCUGUGUUUGCACUCUCUUGAGAAGCGACUGGGAAAUCAAAGCUUAUUGUCAAAAGCUGAUACCCGCGGGCCGUAGUGACAUCCAUCCUUCGCUGUCAGUAGAAGUAUGACCCCGAGGGCUUCGGGGAGAUCCCUUGGGAGGAGUUCCUGGAGGCGCUGCGCCAGCCGGACUUCCUCGCCGAGGUGGACGCCAACAAGCGCGACAUCCUAGCCGAGCGGGCGCGCGAGCGCCGGACUACUGCCAUUACGUUCCAGGACUUCGUCAACGUGAUGAGCGGCAAGCGCAGCCGCAGCUUCAAAUGCGCCGUGCACCAGCGCGACCGCGAGGUGAGCAGCGAGAACGACUUCCACGUGCUGGCGCGGGAGCCGCCCGCCUUCCGCAAGAUGGUGCGCCUCAUCGCGGACGAGUUCCUCACGGAAGAGCGCGACCGCAAAUACUACGCCGACCACUACUCGUGCUGCCCGCCGCCGCUCUUCGUCGUCUUCGUCACGCUGCUCGAGCUGGGCUUCUUCACGUACUACACGGUGGCGACCGGCGAGAUGAACCCGUCGGGCCCCGUGCCCAUCGACAGCGUCUUCAUCUACAGGCCCGACAAGCGCCUCGAGGUGUGGCGCUUCGUCUUCUACAUGGUGCUACACGCGGGGUGGCUGCACCUGCUCUUCAACCUGCUGGUGCAGCUGCUGGUGGGGCUGCCGCUGGAGAUGGUGCACGGGUCGCUGCGCAUCGGCGCCGUCUACAUGGCCGGCGUGUUGGCAGCGUCGCCACCCCGCGGCCAGCACGCGUGCGCGCUCGACCGCCCACGCCUCUCGCGAGCGCUCGGGGCCGGACUCUCUCGCGACCGCGCGCCCGCCGUGCCCCCCGGGCUCGGAGGUGCACGGCUCUCGUCGGACCUCGCCGGAACGGCGGCCCAGCCCGGCACGCUGCCCGCAGAGCGCGACCCUCGCCGCAAGCCCUACUCCCCCACAAUGGUAGGACUUGGGCGGGAGGCCGCUCUCGAGGCGAUGUACCGCGGCUGGGUGGCGCUGUCCGUGGCGGCGGUUCGGCGACCAGCCCGAAUCCUGCCCGCGCCGGGAAGGCACGGUGUGAGCUGCGCGACGCGUUCGCCCGUCGCCCGAGGGCAAUGGGCGUGCCGGUGCAGCGCCGCCCGGCGCCCCCCCCCUGCCGCCGCGCCGCCCGCACGCCGAGGCGAGGAGGCGCCCGCCCGCUUGCCGGGCGCGGCGCGCGCGGGCGCGACUCGGAAAGCGGCGCCCCGGCGCCCGCCGGAUCCCCGCCGGCCGCCGCCGUAG
Molecule: messenger RNA, 1444 nt
Organism: Gryllus bimaculatus (two-spotted cricket)
Lineage: Eukaryota; Metazoa; Arthropoda; Insecta; Orthoptera; Gryllidae
Source: the annotation of a GenBank genome assembly